This is a messenger RNA of Ricinus communis (castor bean), 1721 nucleotides long. RefSeq names its product polyadenylate-binding protein RBP47. NCBI's taxonomy places the organism in Eukaryota, Viridiplantae, Streptophyta, Magnoliopsida, Malpighiales, Euphorbiaceae. The record is from RefSeq and is a predicted model, not a curated record. The transcript is spliced from 6 exons. The coding region runs from base 131 to 1447 and encodes 438 amino acids. Gene Ontology annotation, cellular component: cytosol. Gene Ontology annotation, molecular function: mRNA binding.
ACCCUGGGUUCCUCCUUUUUCAGCCUCUCUCUCUCUCUCUCUCUCUCGCUCUAUAUCUAUCUUUAUCUCCGAAGAAAGAAACGAACCGAAGAAGAGGAGAGGUUAGUGAUAGAUCAAUCAAGUAGAAAAGAUGCAACAAAGCAACGGUUCUGAUCUGACAGCAGCUCCGUCUCCACAGCAUCAGAAUCAGAAUCAGAAUCAACAGCAGCAGCAGCAACAACAAUGGAUUCCACAUAUGCAGCAGCAGCAGCAGCAGCAGUGGAUGGCUGCUAUGCAAUACCCAGCAGCUGCAAUGGUUAUGAUGCAACAACAUAUGAUGAUGUAUCCUCAGCAACAUCACCCUUACAUGGGUUAUUAUCAGCAGCAACAGCAAUACCACAAGCAACACUACCAAAAACAGCAUAAACCUCAACAGCAACAGCAGCAUGUACCUACUGAAGAUUCAAAGACUAUAUGGGUUGGUGACUUGCUUCAUUGGAUGGAUGAAACUUAUCUCCACAGUUGCUUUUCUCACACUGGCGAGGUGACCUCUGUUAAAGUUAUUCGCAAUAAGCAAACUGGUCAGCCAGAAGGAUAUGGAUUUAUCGAGUUCUAUUCGCAUGCAACAGCUGAAAAAGUCUUGCAGAACUACAAUGGCUCUAUGAUGCCAAAUGCAGAUCAGCCCUUCCGCCUCAAUUGGGCAAGCUUUGCAGGGGAGAGGCGAACAGAAACGGGUUCUGACCUAUCCAUAUUUGUUGGAGAUUUAGCUGCAGAUGUGACUGAUGCUAUGUUGCAGGAGACCUUUUCUAGUAAAUAUUUAUCUAUCAAAGGAGCAAAAGUUGUCACCGAUUUAAAUACUGGCCGCUCAAAAGGUUAUGGCUUUGUUAGGUUUGGUGAUGAAAAUGAGAGGUCAAGGGCCAUGAUGGAGAUGAAUGGGGUUUAUUGCUCAAGUAGACCCAUGCGCAUAGGUGUUGCAACUCCCAAAAAGUCACCUGCAUAUCAACAGCAGUAUUCUUCACAAGCUUUGGUGUUGGCUGGUGGACAUGCUCCAAACGGUUCUAUGGCUCAAGGUUCUCAAUCUGAUGGAGACUCCAAUAAUACAACUAUAUUUGUGGGAGGGAUUGACUCUGAUAUCAGCGAUGAGGAUCUCAGGCAACCUUUUUCACAGUUUGGUGAGGUUGUUUCUGUAAAAAUACCAGCAGGGAAAGGAUGUGGUUUUGUGCAAUUUGCUGACAGAAAGAGUGCUGAGGAUGCAUUGCAGAGUUUGAAUGGGACAACAAUUGGCAAGCAGACAGUUCGUCUUUCUUGGGGCCGCAGUCCAGCAAACAAGCAGUGGAGAGGGGAUCACAAUAAUCAGUGGAAUGGGGCAUAUUUUGGAGGGCAAGGGUAUGGUGGAUAUGGAUAUGCAAUGGCACCAAAUCAAGAUCAGAACAUGUACGUUGCAGCUGCAGCUUCAGGCGCAUCUUAACAUAAAUGUGAACUUGCAGGGCAGGCCUUGCUGAUUAAAAAAGUAGGGUUGCUUCAGCUGUUACUGCUUUGGCUAUCUGUACUUGGGAGAAUUUUUGUAGCUUGAUUGAAUUUUAUGUCAUGAAGUGUUAAAGCUGUAUCAAUAUAUACUUUUAAGAAUUUUUUGGUUUGCUUGGGAUAUGUUGUUGAUGGGCGGGGAUCUUUAUUUAUUAUUUGUUAGCUUUAAACUCCAUACAGGAAGCAUUGAUGAGAAGGACCAAAGCUCUUUGAAUGUU